Molecule: messenger RNA, 2640 nt
Organism: Acanthocheilonema viteae
Lineage: Eukaryota; Metazoa; Nematoda; Chromadorea; Rhabditida; Onchocercidae
Source: the annotation of a GenBank genome assembly
AUGGCAUCUCGAAGAGGUUUAAAAGUGUUACUGCGCUGUUUGUAUCGUCGUCCCUAUCUCAUGCCGUCGCCAUGCAGUAUUACUUCUACAGCUCAUCUGUUUUACACUUCUCGAUUGGCCAGCAAACCGACGACGGCUGAAAGUUUUGAAUUUCAAGCAGAAACAAAGAAUUUAUUGGAUAUCGUUGCAAAAUCACUUUAUUCGGAUCAAGAGGUUUUCAUUCGGGAAUUGAUAUCAAAUGCAAGUGAUGCUCUGGAGAAGAGACGAUGCAAACAUCUGGAAACUAAUAAAGAUACAAAUAUUCCUUAUGAAAUUAAAAUAACCACAGAUGAAGAUGCACGGUUGAUUAUUUUCGAAGAUAAUGGAAUUGGAAUGGACAAGGAAGAUUUAGUGAACUGUCUGGGAACUAUAGCUAAAUCAGGCUCAAAAAAAUUCAUGGAAGAGCAAUCUUCGCAGGGCCAUGUGUCUACAGAAAGUAUCAUUGGACAAUUUGGCGUCGGUUUCUAUUCGGCAUUCAUGGUUGCAAAUAAUGUUGUAGUGAAAACGCGAAAAGAAGGUAGCGAUAAAGGUUAUUUGUGGAAGUGGAAUGGAGGAGAUGCAUAUUCAGUGGAAGAAAUGAGUUCAUUACCAGUAGGUUCACGUAUUGAAGUGACACUUCGUCCUGGUAAUGCAGCGGAAUUUGCGAAAAAAGAUAAAGUUGUGGAAGUGAUUAACAAAUAUUCCUACUUUAUCACUUUACCUAUCACGGUGAAUGGUGAACGGGUGAAUACCGUAGAAGCUAUUUGGACAAUGAAUCCAAAAGAGGUGAAUUCUGAAAUGCAUGACAUUUUCUUCCGACAACUCGCCAAGACGCAUUCACCUCAUCUAGUAAAUGAUCGGCCACAAUAUAUUAUUCAUUAUAAGGCAGAUGCUCCGAUAAAUGUCAGAUCUUUGCUGUAUGUUCCAUCUCAUAAUGUAUCGCAGAUUGAGUUUGCCAGUUCGGCCGAUCAGUCCGGAGUAUCUCUGUAUGCACGAAGAGUUCUCAUAAAGUCAAAUGCCAAAGAUCUUUUACCGCGAUAUUUGCGUUUUCUAGUGGGCGUAAUUGAUUCGGAAGAUAUUCCACUGAAUUUGAGUCGCGAAAUGCUGCAAAUGGAUGCUGUUCUUGUGAAGUUGCGUCAAAUUUUAACCGACAAAGUAGUAUCAUAUUUUGUGAAUGAAAUGAAGAAAGAUCGAAUAAAAUAUAAAGAAUUCUACAACGGUUAUUCUUUAUAUUUUAAGGAAGGUGUUUGUACCGAAAAUGAUCAAAACAUUAAGGAGCAGAUUGGUUCGCUUUUGUUGUUUGAAUCAUCAAGUCUCAAAGCGGGAACUUUGACUAGCUUGAAUGAAUAUGUAGACCGAAUGCAAAAGGAUCAGAAUGAAAUUUUUUACUUGUUUGCUCCAAGCCGUCAGCUUGCAGAACAUUCUCCCUAUUACGAGAUGUUCAAAUCAGAAAACAAGGAAGUUCUUUUUGUAUAUGAUGCUGCCGAUGAAGUUUGCUUACUGGCUAUGCAACAGUUCCGAAUGAAGUCAAUCAAAUCAGCUGAAAAUUGGACUCGUGUUGAAGCGGGUGGUGACUCGCAAACUGCAACAAUAACAAUGCGCGAUGCUGACAAGAAAGAGCUGCUCGACUGGUUGAAAACUACAUUAGGAAGCGUGAAAGUAAAUGACAUAAAGAGCUCAAGUACAGCUAGCGAACAUCCAUGUAUGAUCACAAUUGGUGCAGAAAUGGGUGCUGCUCGUCAUUUUCUUCGUGUUGGACAGGUCAAAGAUAUUGAGCAUUUAGCCUUUUUGAAACCAACUCUUCAUAUUAAUCUGAACCAUUCAAUUAUCAAUGCACUAAUCAAGUUGCAUAAAUCAGAACCGGAAGUAGCUGGUCUUGUUGCUGAACAGAUCUAUGACAAUGCCCUGGUAACUUGCGGAUUGAUGAAAGAUUCAUCAAAAAUGGUUGACCGGGUUAAUCGACUGCUAAAGACUGCUGGAAGAAUGCAGGCUCUACUGCAAGCAUACGAGGACAUGCCUCCUGUGACAAGGAUUUAUACGACCGCAUGUGUCUUAACUACACUUGCAGUGUUUUGGCGAUUAUUAACAUCGUUUUGUUUCUUUGGUUCAUUUGGGUUUAGUUUCUUGUUCAACAUGAUUUUUACAUAUCGAUAUUGCAUGAUGCUCGAAGAAGGUUCGUUUCGUGGACGACGUGCUGACUUCGCUUUCAUGUUCAUUUUUGGAGCAGUUUUUAUGAUUAUUUGUGGUACUUUUGUGCAUAUGGUAUUUCUUGGGCAAGCUUUUACCAUUAUGCUUGUUUACGUCUGGAGUAGACGGAAUCCAUAUGUACGCAUGAAUUUUUUUGGUGUCCUCAGUUUUAAUGCUCCUUACUUACCGUGGGUGCUGCUUUUAUUCUCGCUGCUCCUCGGUAAUAAUGCUAUCGUUGAUUUCAUGGGAAUAGCAUGUGGUCAUUUCUAUUUCUUCCUGGAAGACGUGUUUCCACUGCAACAGAACGGUUUUCGUGUUUUGCAAACACCUCAACUAUUAAAGUGGCUGCUAGACCCAAUUCCUGUUGAACCGGUUGAUGUAGAUGAACGACCUGGUGGUUUCAACUGGGGUGAACAGCCGCCUAGACUUGAAUAG